AUGAGGAUGACCAAUAGCUUCUUCGUGUUCCCUCCAGGAGCGGCAGAUCAGGAGCUGCAGGUGACUCAGCCUGACAUGGCAGUGUCGGUCGCAGCUGGGGAGUCGGCCACUCUGCGCUGUACCCUGACCUCUCUGCUUCCCCUUGGGGCCAUCCAGUGGUUCAAGGGGGAGAAGCCAGACCGACAGUUGAUCUACAGUUACCGAGGAGGCCACUUCCCCCGGGUAACACCCGUGGCAGACACCACAAAGAGAAACAACACGGACUUUUCCAUCCGCAUCAGUAACAUUACCCCCGCAGACGCCGGCACAUACUACUGUGUGAAGUUCAGGAAAGAGGCUUCAGGGGAUGUGGAAUUUAUGUCUGGACGGGGCACGGAGCUGUCUGUGCGUGCCAAGCCCUCUGUCCCCGUGGUAUCGGGCCCUGCGGCGAGGGCCACGCCUGCGCACACGGUGAUCUUCACCUGCGAGUCCCACGGCUUCUCCCCCCGCGACAUCUCCCUGCGAUGGUACAAAAAUGGGAAUGAGCUCUCAGAUGUCCAGACCACCGUGGACCCCGCAGGAGAAAGCGUCUCCUACAACGUCUCCAGCACAGCCAGUGUGGUGCUGGCCCCCAAGGAAGUUCGCUCUCACGAGGUGGCCCAUGUCACCCUGCAGGGGGGCCCACCUCUCCGUGGGACUGCAAACUUGUCUGCAGCCAUCCAAGUUCUGCCCACCAUGGAGGUCACCCAGCACCCCAUGAUGGUGGCAGGGAACCAGGUGAAUGUUACCUGCCAUGUGGAGAAGUUCUACCCCCGGAGCCUACAGCUGACCUGGCUGGAGAAUGGAAACGUGUCCAGAACAGAAACAGCCUCGACCCUCACAGAGAACAAGGACGGGACCUAUAACCUGACCAGCUGGCUCCUGGUGAACUCGUCUGCCCACACGGAGGGCGUGGUGCUCACCUGCCAGGUGGAGCAUGACGGGCAGCCUGCGGUCAGCAGAAGCCAUACGCUCAAGGUCUCUGCCCACCAGAAGGAGCCGAAUCCAGAUGCCGCCCCAGACAAGGCCGACAGCCGGAAGAUCUUCAUCGUGGUGGGUGUGGUGUGUGCCUUGCUGGUGGCUCUGCUCAUCGCAGCCCUCUACCUCCUCCGAAUCAGACAGAAGAAAGCCAAGGGUUCCACUUCUUCUACAAGGUUGCAUGAGCCCGAGAAGAAUGCCAGAGAUAUAACCCAGAUCCAGGACACAAAUGAUGUCAACGACAUCACGUACGCUGACCUGAACCUGCCCAAGGGGAAGAAGGCGGCCCCCCGGGCCCCCGAGUCCAACAACCACACAGAGUAUGCCAGCAUUCAGACUGGCCCGCCGCCCCCGCAGGAGGACACCCUCACCUACGCCGACCUGGACAUGGUCCACCUUAACCGCGUCCCCAAGCAGCAAGCACCCAAGCCCGAGCCAUCCUUCUCGGAGUACGCCAGUGUCCAGGUCCAGAGGAAAUGAAUGGGACCGCAAUUGGCUCGAGGGGCUGCCCCCACGACCUUUCUCGUUUCACAUGGAGCAGCCGUGAUGAGGACAGCCAGCCCUGUUCCUGGAGGGCAGGGUGGCACAGGCCCUGGGACCCAGGGGUGAGGAUGACUCUGGUCUCCCCAACCCCUCGGCUCCCCGGCCCUUCCAGGGCAGCCACAGCCCCACACUGUCACACAUCUGGAGGCCAGUGUUGCCAAACCAGUCAGGGAACCCACCUGGGAACUGGCAGAGUGCUGUGUGUCCAAGAACUCUGGUGCCUCCGUCCGUCAGCGUGGAUCUUGGUCACGGUCUUGGAGACCCUUAACUGCCUCCUUCAUGCUCUGAAGCCUCAUUUUCCAAGGUGAGGAGGAGAAGAUCUCACCUCCUCCCAUCACCACUACCAUCACCACCACCACCACCAUCACCAUCCAACUGGGGCUUUUAGGGAUGGCCUUCCCCGUAGAUCGAACUGCCCCAUCCAUGGAAAAGCUGGGGAAAAACUCUGGGACCAGAGACUAGGUGCAGUUGCUGCCAACAGACCUGGCCUCCCCCAUCCCUAGGCUGACGAGCCACUGCCCUAGGGGAGCAGGGGACCCUCCAAGGAACACUCCCUAAAGGACCUCAAGACAAAGCCCUUCUCUGCCUCGGACCCCUCCACCACUCCUUGGGGACCCAUCAUCCCGACUGUGACACUCUACAUGGACCCACCUCUCCUUCUAGACCUGAGCUUGCUUCCUCCAGCCGGCACUAACUCGGCCACAUCUCGCUGUGGACGCCUGUAAAUUACUGAGAAAUGUGAAAUGUGCAAUCUUGAAACUGAGGUGUUAGAAAACUUGAUCUGUGAUGUUUUGUUUUGUUUCUUUUCUUUCUUUUUCUUUUUUUUUUUUUUUUCUUAAAACAGCAGCGACAUUAUCUUGGCUCUUUGUCGUGUGUUGAAGUACAUGGUUGGGUCUUGUGAAGUCUAAGAUUUAACAGUGGGUCUUCCUGGAGGGAUUUUCUUACAACAGAAACUGUGUUCCUCCGAGUCUCCGAGCCCCAAGGAGGAGGAGAAAGAUCAGCGUGGCUGCUUCGUGGAGACCUUUAGCCUUCUCUCUGGGACUGCCUUGGUCAAGUUCUCAGCCCAGCCAUGUGGCUGGCGCCGCAGCCCCUGUGACCCCCUCAUGGUAAGUCCGAGCCUGCCCAGUGCUCCCCCAGGCUGCCUCCUUGACGCUGCAGCCCUGUUUAGGCCUGAGCCUCAGUCUGCCUGUCUGUAACAAGGAAAAAGGGAAGCUGAUGCCCCUCCCCGCCAGCUCUCACAACCACUUUUAGGGAUAUGCACAGGGUAGGGACCACUGAGCUUGGCCAUUGGUCCCACCACUCCCUGUUCCAGCUCUCUGAGCUUAUCUCUGAAGGAGGAAUCUUCCAUUUCUGCUCUCAAACCCUAUCAGGAUCAAACUGGAAUAAAUCAAAGACAGCCAGGAGCACAGCACAGCUAUGUAGGCAGGGCCGAACCUUCACAGGAGGUUGGGCAGAGGCUGUGACUUCGUGACCCUCUGACUGCCACCUUGAUAACUGGAAAUGAGGGCCUGACCAGGCUCAGGGCAAGCAAAUGUUGCAAGCCUGUUUGGUCUGUACGCAUGACUCAGCGUGGAGACGCUACUGCCCAUGACGCUGGGCCAUGGGCUGCCCCAGGGAGGCCGGCUCAGGCUGUCACAGCACAAAGCCCAGCCAUUCUGCCCAUUCCUGCAGGUCCUACAGGAGGAACUGCAGGAGCUCAGCACAGACAGUUCUCUGGGGGAUGGCAACUUGGUGAUGGCAUUCAGGAAUUGGCUGAGCCCACAGGCCAUGUGGGCAGCUUUGGCCCCAUGAGCCACAGCUCUUCUGUGGCAUCUGGGAGCCACUGUGACCCAGCCACCUGGCUCAAGCUGUUUCCAAAUUUCAAAGAGUUGCUUAUAAAUCCUCGUCUCCCUCUCUUCUGCCCAGAGAGAGCACACGUGUGUGCCUGCGUGCACGCACACGCACACACAUACUACACACACGCUGAAUUCAAACAGAAUGUUUUCUUGGUGCCAUUUUAAUUUAAUUUAAUUUAAAUUUUUCGGAGGGGGGAAAUAAGGGAAUGAGGCCAAGGAAGACGUAUAGCUUUAGCUGCAGCCUGGAGCUCUCCCAUACCUUGUGUACUGAACCCCAGGAAAAGGAAGAUGUCGCAACAACACUGCGGAAGGAGCGUGGUUUCAGGAGUUUAUUUUAAGACUGCUGGGAAGGAAACUGGCCCCAUUUUGUAUAUAGUUGCAACUUAAACUUUUUGGCUUGCAAAAUAUUUUUGUAAUAAAGAUUUCUGGGUAACAAUGUC
Messenger RNA from Tupaia belangeri chinensis (Chinese tree shrew), 3814 nucleotides. Its product is annotated as tyrosine-protein phosphatase non-receptor type substrate 1. The record is from RefSeq and is a predicted model, not a curated record. Lineage: Eukaryota; Metazoa; Chordata; Mammalia; Scandentia; Tupaiidae. The transcript has 7 exons. The coding region runs from base 1 to 1476 and encodes 491 amino acids.